CUUGCCUUAAUUUGCCUAUAAAUAGGAACCAAAAUCUUGAAUAUUUUUCACACUCAUAUUCAAAGCAAUCGAGGAAUCGAAGUUUAUUAAACAAACAAACCAAAGUAAUCCAAAAAUGUCGGGAAUCAUGCACAAGAUUGGUGAAGCCCUCCACAUGGGAGGAGACAAGAAAGAGGAACAGAAGCACAAGGGAGAGGCUCAUCACGAUGCAGGCCAUGGCCACGGCGGCGCCGAGCACAAGGGAGAUGCCGAUCACGGACACGGCAAGGGUGAGCAGCACAAGGAAGGCAUAGUGGAUAAGAUCAAGGACAAGAUCCAUGGCGAUGGAAGUAAGGAACAUGGUCACGAGGGCGAGAAGAAGAAGAAGAAGAAGGAGAAGAAGAAGCACGAAGAUGGCCACGAAAGCAGCAGCAGCAGUGAUAGUGAUUAGAUCUUCCAUAAUGUCGUCUCAUUGCAUGGGAUGAAUGUGAAGGCUUGCCAAAAUUUUAUCUUUUCAUAUACUUUGACUUUGUGAAAAAGAAAAAAGAAUCUUAUUUUCUGUUUGAUAUUAGUAUUGUGUGAUGUAUUAUAGGAGACUGAAUAAAUUAUGAUGUGAGAAUAAAAGUUUCCAUCCUCUAAA
Messenger RNA from Hibiscus syriacus, 619 nucleotides. RefSeq names its product protein SRC1-like. Lineage: Eukaryota; Viridiplantae; Streptophyta; Magnoliopsida; Malvales; Malvaceae. The record is from RefSeq and is a predicted model, not a curated record. The transcript has 3 exons. The coding region runs from base 116 to 430 and encodes 104 amino acids. Gene Ontology annotation, molecular function: metal ion binding.